AUGGAGCCAUCAACACAAACAAACAAAGAUCAAGAGGAAGAGCAGGUGGUGACUCCAUGGGAGGUUUCUGGCAAAGACGGAGGAAAAAUCGACUACGACAAACUCAUUGACCGUUUCGGUUGUCAGAGAAUCGAUCAAUCUCUCAUUCAUCGCGUCGAACAAGUCACUUCUCUCCCCGCUCAUGUUUUCCUCCGCCGCGGCGUUUUCUUCGCUCACCGUGAUUUUGCUGAGGUUUUGAAUGCAUACGAAAAAGGUGAUAAGUUUUACCUAUAUACAGGACGUGGACCUUCUUCCGAAGCUUUGCAUUUAGGUCAUUUGAUUCCAUUCAUGUUCACCAAGUAUUUGCAAGAUGCUUUUAAGGUUCCUCUGGUAAUACAGCUCACUGAUGAUGAGAAGUUCUUGUGGAAAAAUCUUACGGUAGAUGAGUGCCGAAGACUUGCGCGCGAAAAUGCAAAGGACAUCAUUGCUUGCGGCUUUGACAUAUCUAAGACGUUCAUUUUCUCUGAUUUUGAUUUUGUUGGCGGUGCCUUCUACAGGAACAUGGUAGAGGUUGCAAAGCGUGUGACUUAUAACCAGGCUGUUGGCAUUUUUGGGUUCACUGGGGAAGAUCAUAUUGGAAAAGUUAGUUUUCCACCUGUGCAGGCAGUUCCAUCAUUUCCUAGUUCAUUUCCUCAUCUAUUUUCUGGCAAAGAUAAUCUUCGUUGUUUAAUUCCUUGUGCAAUAGAUCAGGAUCCUUAUUUUAGAAUGACACGAGAUGUUGCUCCUAAACUUGGAUAUCACAAGCCUGCAUUGAUUGAAUCAUUAUUCUUCCCUGCAUUACAGGGGGAAACAGGAAAAAUGUCUGCCAGUGAUCCCAACUCUGCAAUAUAUGUUACCGAUUCUGCAAAAGAUAUAAAGAAUAAGGUAAACAGACAUGCAUUUUCUGGUGGGCAAGAUUCUGUAGAGAAACAUAGACAGUUAGGGGCAAAUAUUGAGGUAGAUAUACCUGUCAAAUACCUUUCUUUUUUCUUGGAAGAUGAUGCUGAACUUGAACACAUAAAGAAGGAGUAUGGAGCAGGACGCAUGCUAACUGGUGAGGUGAAGCAGCGCCUAGUUCAAGUUUUGACCGAACUAGUGGAGAGACAUCGAACAGCUCGAGCUAAUGUGACCGAUGAGAUGGUUGAUGCAUUUAUGGCAGUCAGGCCACUUCCUUACAUGUUUGACUGA
This is a messenger RNA of Lathyrus sativus (Indian pea), 1206 nucleotides long. The record is from the annotation of a GenBank genome assembly. Lineage: Eukaryota; Viridiplantae; Streptophyta; Magnoliopsida; Fabales; Fabaceae.